AAAGUUAGUUGUUGCAAUAGCCGAUAGGAGAGGAACGAAGAAUUCCUGUCGUCCAUUUCUUUUCUGUCGUCUCUUUUAGGCAAACUGGCAAACCUGUGGCUUUAACCUAGGGUUUCACAAUUCAAAUUAUCCCCACCUCCCUGCCAUUACUUCUUCACACCGACCCACGACCACGACACCAGCGUAGACGCAGCCGCAGUCCCGCACUCCCAUAGCGGUACAUCCGGCAGCCCCCUCCCUCUACUCUACUUACUACUAGAUUACAACUCCUGAAGAGUGUGUUUCUUUGAUUCCGAACCCAUCGUGGGUGGAAUCCUGGAUCCGCCACUCACGGACAGAAACGAGGUGGUGAAAGUUCUUCGGGGAGCUCUCUGUUACUCCCUGAAUUUGAAGUUCCAUCUCCAAAAUGAAGCUGUCUGCUCUUUGUUCUUCUUCAACAGCUAAACCCACCUCACUUUUUCACCUUCUUACCUUUAAAGUCAACCACUUCAGCCUGCAAAUCCCAACUAGAAGCACUGCAAAUUCACCUCGUCAUUCAGUUUCCAUUCAAUGUGCUGUUCGCUUUCGACCUUGCAUUGAUAUACACAAGGGUAAAGUGAAGCAAAUUGUUGGGUCAACCCUAUCGGAUUUGAAAGGAGGAUCAUCAUUAGCUCUUAUUACCAAUUUUGAGUCUGAUAAGCCAUCAGCUGAAUAUGCCGCAAUGUACAAAGAGGACGGGCUUUUGGGUGGUCAUGUUAUCAUGCUCGGUGGUGACCCUUUGAGCCGAGCUGCUGCUAUUGAUGCCCUACAUGCUUUUCCUGGUGGCCUGCAGGUUGGAGGUGGGAUAAAAUCCGAUAAUGCGCUAAGUUACAUUGAGGAGGGAGCCAGCCAUGUCAUUGUAACAUCAUAUGUGUUCAACAAUGGGCAGAUGGACCUCGAUAGGCUUAAGGAUCUUGUCCAUGGUGUUGGGAAACAGAGGCUUGUGUUAGAUUUGAGCUGCAGAAAGAAGGGAGGUAGAUAUGCCAUCGUAACUGACAGAUGGCAGAAGUUUAGUGAUGUGUUUGUUGAUGAGCAGACUCUGGAAUUUCUUUCCAAGUAUGCUGACGAGUUUUUGGUACAUGGUGUGGAUGUUGAAGGCAAAAAGUUGGGGAUCGACGAAGAGCUUGUUUCUUUGCUGGGCAAAUACUCACCAAUACCGGUGACCUACGCUGGUGGUGUGACAGUAAUGGAAGAUCUAGAAAGGAUAAAGGUGGCAGGAAAUGAGCAAGUUGAUGUAACUGUUGGGAGUGCUUUGGAUAUAUUUGGUGGUAGUUUACCCUACAAGGAUGUCGUUACAUGGCACCUUAAGCAGGAUUCUGCGAUGACAAGCUCUUCUUUAUGAUCCUAUUUGUUGCAGGCCAUUUUCAUACUGGUCCAGAUGUCUUUGAGCUCCAUUUUAAAUGAACACUUUUGCUUCACCUUCUCAUCAAUUUCACUUUCCACCUAAGUCUUGGGUGGCUUAACUAUGUCUGUCACUAUUAUGUUGUACUAUUGUCCCUCGAGUACAAUUGGCCUUGCCAUUCUUUUUGUUUAGUCAUUCGUGGGUGUGGCUAACUUCCUGUAAGGUAACUGUAUGAUUUUCCAAGGUGAAAGCGUCCCUGAGGUCUCGGUCACGUUUGUUUAUUGUGUUACAACAGUUUGGCAAAAGAUUAGCUAAAUCAAUGCAUUUAAGUGUGACUCUAACAUUAUAUCGACGUGGAGAUGUUCAACGUAAUGCUUGAAAAUAUGCUUUGAUAAUUGUAUAUAUUGCUGCAGCCUGCAGAUAGAUAAUAAUUGCAUUUGGAUGUGCGUGUAAUCUUUCAGCAAUCUUUAAUUGUGAAGUCGACAGUUGCAUUUUCUUGUUCA
Messenger RNA from Beta vulgaris subsp. vulgaris (sugar beet), 1863 nucleotides. Its product is annotated as 1-(5-phosphoribosyl)-5-[(5-phosphoribosylamino)methylideneamino] imidazole-4-carboxamide isomerase, chloroplastic. The transcript is spliced from 8 exons. Lineage: Eukaryota; Viridiplantae; Streptophyta; Magnoliopsida; Caryophyllales; Amaranthaceae. The record is from RefSeq and is a predicted model, not a curated record. Gene Ontology annotation, cellular component: cytoplasm. The coding region runs from base 407 to 1360 and encodes 317 amino acids. Gene Ontology annotation, biological process: L-tryptophan biosynthetic process; L-histidine biosynthetic process. Gene Ontology annotation, molecular function: 1-(5-phosphoribosyl)-5-[(5-phosphoribosylamino)methylideneamino]imidazole-4-carboxamide isomerase activity.